Drosophila serrata is the source of this 1511-nucleotide messenger RNA. RefSeq names its product E3 ubiquitin-protein ligase MARCHF5-like. NCBI's taxonomy places the organism in Eukaryota, Metazoa, Arthropoda, Insecta, Diptera, Drosophilidae. The record is from RefSeq and is a predicted model, not a curated record. Gene Ontology annotation, molecular function: zinc ion binding.
GUUAGUCAACAGUGUCAUGUCGAUUUUGUAACAUCAUAACUUUUGUAGUUCCCAUCUGUAGGAGCAAAACAAUAUUAGGUACAAUUCCAUAUAGACAGAAAUAAGAAGUUUACAGAAAACCAAGUAUUAGUAACUGCGACAAAUCACAAACAUGACUGACGAAGGAAUAACAAAUAUAGUUGAAGGCAGCGAUAUCUUAACUGGAGAUGAUGAUGAUCAUCAUCAGCAUCACACUGUGGCAGUUGUGGCAAUUGUACCAAAACCAAUUGCAACAGAUGCUGCAAAUACCGAAACAAUGGCCAUGAUAAUGACCAAUGAUGAAAAUGAACCGGAACGUUGCUGCUGGAUAUGCUUUGCCACCGAGGAUGAGGAUAAUCAUUUGGCGGCUUGGUUAAAUCCAUGCCAGUGCCGUGGCACCACCAAAUGGGUACAUCAGAGUUGCCUCUAUCGUUGGAUCGAUGAGAAGAUGAAUAGUAAUCAGGAAUCUGGAAUUCAUACAGUAUCCUGUCCACAAUGCAAAACCGAAUAUAUUAUUGUAUAUCCAAGGAUUGGACAUUUGGGUAUGGCUUUGGAGGCUCUAGAUAUAGUGAUUUCGGGUAUGUGUUCAUUAUUAACAUCUGGAAUCAUUGUGUGUUGGCUCUAUUGGACAGCCGUGACAUUCGGUGCUGUGACAUUCCUACAAGUUGUGGGACAUGAUAAUGGCAUGGCCAUAAUGCAAUCAAGUGAUCCAAUAUUACUAUUGAUUGGAUUACCCAUUAUACCGAUUGGAUUGAUCGUAAGUCGUUUGAUUCGCUGGGAUGAUGCUAUACUCCAUGUGAUCCAGGGACGCCGAACGAUGGCAGAUAAUAACGAACAACAGGAUGAGAAUGGCUAUCUAAGUUAUCGCGAUCCCCCAUUGGUAUCCGAAUCCACAUCAGUUGCUCGCAUUUUCUGCGGUGCCCUUUUACUGCCCACCAUCUCAUCCAUUGUGGGACGCAUUCUCUUUGACUCGGUGAAGAAUACAUUUCAUCGCACUUUGCUCGGCGGUAUUACAUUUAUCACGGCCAAGGGUAUACUUAAGAUAUAUCUACGGCAUCGGCAAUAUGCCAGUCGCAGAAAUCGUCAUGUUGUGGAUUACACUGAGGAGAACCUACGCAAUCAAAGAGAACAAAAUAGUAACUAGAACGGAAAUGAGAAUGAGAAUGAGAUCGACAAAGAUAAUGACUACAAUCCUGAUGAUGAUUAUGGUAAAGCUGUUUAAGUGGAGGAUCAACGAUCAUCAGAAGGAAGUUAAUGGAAGAGGACUAUCUUAUCAGAGUUUAUAAGCUAAUUUUUUUCUACCAAUAAUUUCGUCAACUUCAACUUUAUUCACAUAUGCAAAUAUGCAAACAUUUCGGGCAUACAACAGUCCCACAACUGGCAAUCAAAAUUCUUUUCCCAAUGAGGCUUUAUAUGCAACAAAAUUUAUAGUUUUGCAAAAUCUUUAAGUACAAAUAUGUAUUACAAAUAAAGACAUGUCCUCACUUUAGAAU